Messenger RNA from Telopea speciosissima, 3305 nucleotides. Its product is annotated as ATPase 10, plasma membrane-type. Lineage: Eukaryota; Viridiplantae; Streptophyta; Magnoliopsida; Proteales; Proteaceae. The coding region runs from base 158 to 3010 and encodes 950 amino acids. The transcript has 22 exons. Gene Ontology annotation, biological process: proton export across plasma membrane; regulation of intracellular pH. Gene Ontology annotation, cellular component: plasma membrane. Gene Ontology annotation, molecular function: ATP hydrolysis activity; P-type proton-exporting transporter activity; ATP binding. The record is from RefSeq and is a predicted model, not a curated record.
CAAGAUUACAAACUAACCUUCCUGCUACUCCCAACAAACUCGGAGUCUUCUUCAGUUUCCGAACCUUUUACAUGUGCUGUGGAUGCUUACUUGACACCUGUAAGCAAGGUUUGCUCUUGUCUUAAGUUGGGACCUUCUAAGAAAUUAAGCUUGAAUCAUGGCUGAAGAUUUGGAGAAACCAUUGCUUGAUCCUGAGAAUUUCAACAGAGAUGCAAUUGAUCUGGAACGCCUACCUUUGGAAGAAGUUUUUGAACAACUGAGGACAUCUCGUAGGGGACUUUCAUCUGAUGAUGCUGAAGCCCGCUUAAAGAUUUUUGGGCUUAAUAAGCUUGAAGAAAAGCCAGAGAACAAAUUCUUGAAAUUUCUUAGUUUUAUGUGGAAUCCUUUGUCAUGGGUUAUGGAAGCUGCAGCAGUGAUGGCAAUUGCCCUUGCUAAUGGUGGAGGGGAGGGUCCUGACUGGCAGGACUUUGUGGGGAUUGUUUGUCUACUGGUUAUCAACUCAACAAUCAGUUUUCUAGAGGAAAACAAUGCUGGGAAUGCUGCAUCAGCACUUAUGGCCCGUCUGGCCCCAAAAACAAAGGUCCUCAGAGAUGGCCAGUGGCAAGAGCAAGAUGCGGCUAUUCUUGUACCUGGAGAUAUAAUUAGCAUAAAGCUUGGUGAUAUCAUCCCUGCGGACGCACGCCUGCUUGAGGGAGACCCACUAAAAAUUGACCAGUCAGCUCUUACGGGAGAAUCUCUUGCUGUCACAAAAAGGACAGGGGAUGAAGUCUUUUCUGGUUCGACAUGUAAGCAAGGAGAGAUUGAAGCUGUUGUGAUAGCCACUGGAGUUAAUUCUUUUUUUGGGAAAGCAGCACAUUUAGUUGACUCCACUGUAGUUGUUGGGCAUUUCCAGAAGGUCCUUACUUCCAUUGGGAACUUCUGCAUUUGCUCGAUUGCUGUGGGGAUGGUUAUUGAAAUCAUUGUCAUGUAUCCCAUUCAGCACCGUUCAUACCGAAAUGGAAUUAACAACCUUCUUGUUCUAUUAAUUGGGGGAAUACCCAUAGCUAUGCCCACUGUAUUAUCUGUUACACUUGCAAUUGGUUCUCAUCGCCUCUCUCAACAGGGUGCUAUUACAAAACGGAUGACUGCGAUUGAAGAAAUGGCUGGAAUGGAUGUCCUCUGCAGUGAUAAAACUGGAACGCUUACUCUAAAUCGUCUCACUGUUGAUCGAAACCUUGUUGAGGUUUUUAACAAAGACAUCAACGAAGACACAGUUAUUCUGCUUGCAGCUAGAGCAUCAAGACUUGAGAAUCAAGAUGCUAUUGAUACAGCUAUCAUAAACAUGCUUGCUGAUCCAAAGGAGGCACGUGCAAACAUCACUGAAGUUCAUUUUCUACCCUUCAACCCUGUGGACAAACGGACUGCAAUUACAUAUAUUGAUUCUGAUGGUAACUGGCAUCGAGCCAGCAAAGGAGCACCAGAACAGAUUCUAAAUCUAUGCAAAGAAAAAGAACAGAUUGCUGGCAAAGUACAUGCCAUUAUUGACAAGUUUGCUGAAAGAGGAUUGAGAUCUCUCGGAGUUGCGUAUCAGGAAGUUCCUGAAAAAUCUAAAGAGGGACAUGGAGGUCCUUGGACAUUUUGUGGGCUGUUGCCAUUGUUUGACCCUCCUAGACAUGAUAGUGCAGAGACCAUUCGCAGAGCACUUAACCUUGGGGUCUGUGUGAAGAUGAUUACGGGUGACCAGUUAUCUAUUGCAAAGGAGACAGGCCGGCGUCUUGGCAUGGGAACAAACAUGUAUCCUGCUUCUUCAUUGCUGGACCAUAAUAGAGAUGAACAUGAAGCUCUUCCUGUGGAUGAGCUCAUUGAAAAGGCAGAUGGCUUUGCUGGCGUAUUUCCUGAACAUAAGUAUGAGAUUGUGAAAAUUCUACAAGAAAAGAAGCAUAUUUGUGGAAUGACUGGAGAUGGUGUAAAUGAUGCACCUGCUCUAAAGAAAGCGGACAUCGGAAUAGCAGUGUCAGAUGCUACAGAUGCUGCGAGGAGUGCUGCCGAUAUAGUCUUAACUGAGCCUGGUUUAAGUGUCAUUGUCAGUGCUGUCUUAACAAGCCGGGCUAUAUUCCAAAGAAUGAAGAACUACACAAUUUAUGCUGUAUCCAUAACCAUAAGGAUUGUGCUAGGUUUUAUGCUGAUGGCAUUGAUCUGGGAGUAUGAUUUCCCACCUUUCAUGGUGCUAAUAAUAGCAAUACUGAAUGAUGGGACCAUCAUGACCAUUUCUAAGGAUCGUGUGAAGCCAUCCCCAAGACCAGACAGUUGGAAGCUCAAUGAGAUCUUUGCAACGGGAAUUGUUAUUGGGACUUAUCUUGCAUUAGUCACUGUUUUAUUUUACUGGAUUGUGAAAAGCACCACUUUCUUUGAGACUUACUUCCAUGUAAGGUCCCUGAGCAGCAGUAGCGAGGAGAUAUCAUCUGCCAUAUAUCUGCAAGUCAGCAUCAUCAGCCAGGCUCUUAUUUUUGUUACUCGCAGUCAAAGUUGGUCCUUUGUGGAGAGACCUGGGACCCUCUUGAUGUGCGCUUUUGUGAUUGCUCAACUGGUUGCCACCUUGAUUGCGGUUUAUGCUCACAUCACCUUUGCUUCAAUCCGAGGCAUUGGAUGGGGUUGGGCUGGUGUCAUAUGGAUCUACAGUGUGAUCUUCUACAUACCCUUGGAUAUUAUCAAAUUUAUUGUUCGUUACAUUUUGAGCGGAGAGGCCUGGAAUUUAUUGUUCGAUAGAAAGACAGCUUUUACUUCUAAGAAGGACUAUGGGAAGGAAGACAGGGAGGCUAAGUGGGUGCUUUCUCAGAGUACCCUACAAGGACUGGCACCUUCAGAAUUGGAGACCAAUGGGCGGCAGUCUUCUCUGAUUGCUGAACAGGCCAGGCGGCGGGCCGAAAUUGCUAGGUUGAGGGAGUUACACACAUUAAAAGGACAUGUCGAAUCAGUUGUGAGACUGAAAAAUUUGGACAUAAAUAUAAUCCAAACAGCUCAUACCGUCUAAAACCACAAAAUGGAGAUUGACUCGAGUUGGAGAGCACUCGAGCAAGAUGUGUUUAGUUUGUAGUUUCUGCGGUCCGCGGAGUGAAGUCAUCUUGGCACAAAGUAUGACUGUCGGAAAAGCUUUGUGGUUUAUGGCUUCAGCAGAUUUGGUAGAAACCAACUGUUAUUGGUACUGGGUAAUGCUGACGAUGAUGAAUGAUAAUUUGUAAGAGAUUGGUAUUUUUCAUCAAUGGGUUGCCCAAAAAAUGGUGGUGAUUUGAGCAAUUACACUCUUUGAUUCAUUUGGCUCCAAAGGU